Messenger RNA from Drosophila mauritiana, 15402 nucleotides. It is a transcript of the gene Bruce, whose product is annotated as baculoviral IAP repeat-containing protein 6. Gene Ontology annotation, cellular component: nucleus. The coding region runs from base 138 to 14765 and encodes 4875 amino acids. Gene Ontology annotation, molecular function: ubiquitin conjugating enzyme activity; cysteine-type endopeptidase inhibitor activity. Gene Ontology annotation, biological process: regulation of cytokinesis; apoptotic process; negative regulation of apoptotic process. NCBI's taxonomy places the organism in Eukaryota, Metazoa, Arthropoda, Insecta, Diptera, Drosophilidae. The record is from RefSeq and is a predicted model, not a curated record. The transcript is spliced from 32 exons.
CAGAAGGUAGAAGAAGAAGAAGAAGCAGAGAGCUCUGUUUGCAGCCAAUUAUUUUCCGAAUUGAAUUGCGAAAAAAACCCUACAGAGUAUACCAACCAGAAGCAGGAGCACACAAAUCGCAGCGGCGCACCUCCGGAAUGGCCACGGAGCAGCAUCACCAGCAGCGCGUCCUCAAGCAAGAUGGCUACUUGGAUUUGGGCGACUGUAAUAGUGCUCCAUCUCGACCAUUCGAGAUGCGCAACGUCGUCUACCAUCCGCAAUUAAAUGUCCUUUUGCUCUUUGACAACGGAAGCACGGUCAAGGUCCUGGACGCCAAUUCCGGAGUGAUCCUGCAGACCUAUCAGCUCAGUAGCAAUGGCGACAGCAUUGUCAAUGGUCGAUAUAUGCCUCUGCAAGACAAGAUCUUGUUCUGGGAUGGUCACAAUCUCGGAUUGCGCGGCGAUUAUAAUGGCGUGCUGUUGCUGGACACCAUUCUCCAGCCACCAAUUGGCCAAAACGACGACUACAUCAAGCUGGAGAUCAUUCUGUCCGAAGCGAUCAUCUUUCAAAACUGCAUAACCGAACUGGAAAGUGAAGGCUUGGAGUGCCCCUGUGACAUAAGCAACGAGCUAACUCAAAAGAUCAACCAGGCGCAGAUGAAUGCCAAGAAGGGCAUUAAGGCCCAGCGGUGGAAUACCAUAUGUCUGGAGGUACCCUAUUCUAGCCUAAAGCUAGUAUCCAAUAAUAUGGUUAUCCUACUGAAGCGUCUGGAGCGCCACAUUCCCGUGCUGGCCAUCGCCUCCGCCAUUAAUGAGCGUCUGACCGACAUGAUGAUGGGCUCCCGCGUGCCGGAUUUUGGCUGGAACUUUAGCAACUUCCAGCGCGUACUCAUGCAUUCGGAGGCAGUGCGACGCCAGACGUUCGAGAAGUGGCCCCAUAUGGACUACAAAUGGGCUCUGCCCGAUCAGAUGGCUCAAGCCGGAUUUUACCAUCAGCCAUCUUCAUCUGGCGAGGAUCGCGCCAUGUGCUUCACCUGCAAUGUGUGUCUUGUGUGCUGGGAGAAGACGGAUGAGCCGUGGAGCGAGCAUGAGAGGCACUCACCACUGUGUCCAUUUGUCAAGGGCGAAUACACACAGAACGUCCCGCUGUCCAUAACUUACGCCACAAAUCCCGCAUUGCCAGCACCAGGACUAGGGUUCGAUAUAAUUUCAAACAGUGAUUACGCGAACGUGCUCUGCACCAGUUGCUCGCAAACGGGAGAGUUGAGCGUGUGGAGCAUUGAACGCCAUCUGAAGCUGAUGCACAGCUUUCAUGUUCCGACACUGCUCAACUACGUUUUCGAGGAGAGCUUUGAGUGGGCUCGCGUUACUGCCAUAUGUGUGCUACCGAAUGCACGAGCUCGCACCAAGGUGAAUUAUGUGUACUCGGCGGCUAAUUAUGGCGGCACAGGAAGCAGCAAUGGAGCGGGAUGCAACUCGGGAUUGAAUGCUGUAUCUGGUGGAAAGUUUGGCAGUGUGAAUGCCCAGCAUAUCACCUCCACGUCCACGCUUCGGGCCGGCGUUGUUGGAUCCAAGAUUGUUCUGGGAGUCAGCGUGCGCCAGAGCAGCGGAGAGUUGGCCCUGCGCAUGGUAGUGCUUAACAUUGUGGAAGUGGACCGCAACAGUGAGACCUCAACGAGCGGCAGCAAUGACAGCGGCAGCGUCUCAAGCGGUGGAGGCCAGCUGAUGAAGUCUUCUUCUCCUAUGGUCAACGUGUCUGCUGAAAACAAUGCCACAGUGACCCAAGUGAAUCUUGAGUCCAAAGAUGAUGAUAACAAGGCUAUGACCCCAUACGAGAAGUUCGCCGACGGCUUCGAUAGCAACGGAUUUGUGUCCGCUCUUAUGACCUACAACAAGAAUAAUGGAGUUAGCCAAAACACCGACGAUGCCUCAGCCCUGUAUGAUUUCGAUUUGUGCACAUUGUCCCAGAUUCUGGAUCACAAUCUGGAAGAGCCACUCAGUUUGAUGGUGGGAUCAUCGAAUACGGUGAAUGUCAGCAAUAUUGGCAUGGGCAACGAGAUUAAUAAGCUGGUCGUGGAUGUGGAGAUUACUCACCAAAACAAUAAUAACAAUAACAACAACAACGAGUCGAAUUCCCUGGGCGGAAAUUCCUCUAAUAAUAACAAUAACAUGAUCAACGGCGGCACUAACAACACUAUCGACAAAAUGACAGCCAUCGAAGAGAUAGAUUGUGUAGUUGAGAGCUGGACAAGUGUGAAGCGCAUGAACGCUUUAGAUGGUGCCAGCAGUGGGGUAAACGGUGCGAACCACAUGGCCCAGGAGGUAAUCGAAAUCGCCGAAAUUCUUCCGACUACUCCCAAGUGCAACCAACUGCUGGUCAAAUUGCUGCGUACCAAGGCGCCGGAGGCAGAGGGAAGCAAAAUCAUCAUGGCCACCGUGGCCAAGGAGGAGGAGGAAGAGGAUGAGGAGCAGCGGACAGACGAGUCAAUGGAGACAGAUAACAACGCCGAAGGGAAUGUAGCUGCUCAGCUCUUAGUGUUCGACUACGAUGACACUGAAAUAUCCAACGACUACACCCUGGCCAUGACUUUCAGUAGGGCCAAGUUCCCCAAGCAACUCUGCAUUCUCCCGCACUUCAACUCCUCUCCAGAGCAUAAGGAUGCCGGGUCCAUAUGUGUGGUGUGUGCAGAUGGCACCGUGGAAAUAUAUUCUCUCGCUGACUUCCAAGGCACUAUGGUGAUAGAGGAGGAAGGCGAGCACUUCGAGUCUGUGGUUUAUUGCCGGAACUUGGAUAGGCUAUGCUGUUGCUCUCGACAGGGCGGCCUGCUUUUCUACUCGCUAAGCGAGGGGGAGAACGAUUCUGGAGACGAACUUCUGGAAAUGGACGAUGACUGCAGUACCACAUUAACACAGGCAGCGGACGUAAGUGUUACGGAUGGCGGACGCCAAUUGGGCGGAACGGAUCUACUGAGCAAGACCCUGCUCGCCAACGAAUCUAUUUGCAUGGAUGUUGGCAGUGAGGCAGCUGCAAUCCCGAACUCCUCCAGCGCGGCUCAGGGUGCGCACGUCCAAACUUCGCCAUCGGCAGCUUCCGCGCCAUCCACCAAUGCGAACCUGCUCGCUUACAAGACGGCUGACCUGAUACUCGAAGACCUAAAAGUCUUUUACGCCCUCACCCAAUUCGAUGAUAAACUAACCGUCUACUCAGCUGAAGUGCCCAGUUGUUGGAACGAUCUCGGGCAGGUGCAGAACCAACGUAAACAGUCCCAAAACAUGCGACAUGGUGGCGAUGAACGAGAUUUCACUCGCACCUGGCGUCUUCACAACGAUGCAACCACCUGGGACGAGCACAUUAUAGAGAUUAACUUGGCCCAACCCGUAUCUCUGGGGCACAUUGAUCUAAAGUUUACGGUUUACCAGCAAUGCUCAAACCCUGCAGCAAUUCAGGUUACGCUAUUGAAACAAAAUAACAAUGGAUUUGGGUACAGAAUGAAGGGACCUCACUCCAGUUAUAAGCCGAAUGUCAUCGAUGACAACAUUGAUCUCUCAUAUAUUGCCAACGAAAAUCCUGUGCUGAGUGAGGAAUAUUUACUAGCCCACAAUGCGGAAGUUCUGGCCGGCCCCAUUGAACUCUCCUCAUGCAUUGAUCUGUGUGAUCAGGGAGGCACCGCCACGCUCACAUCCCCAAAACUAUUUAAGACCCGUACUAGAAACUUCUUGCUCCACAUCAAAACUGUGUCGGAUCCGUCGAAAGAUGGGCAGAACAAGACUAGAGGUUGCGACUGGUUACACGAAAUAUCCAUUAGUGUGCGUGCUGUGAAGUCUCACAGUCGAAUCAGCAAUGGACGGAUGCAGCGCAUAGCCAUGUUGGAGAGCAACGUGUUGCUGGUGCAACUGCUGCGCAUAGCUAGUGAUCCGGCCUCCAGCCCGUUGGCCAAGAACCUAUCACUUGAUAUACUCAAUUGGAUUUGCUUCAUCAGGCUGAACCGUUUUCGUUCACCCAAAUCGGAGCGCCUCAAGGACCAGAUUAAUAAACAGACAGCAGCUAACAUCCAAGAUUUGCUUGCUCAGCAGUUCGAGUGCAUUUCCCUGGCUGAGAAGCAUAUCGAGCAAUUGCUGCGGAACUGCGUUAUCUACAGCGAACGUAGUACGGCCCACAAAUGUGUGAAACUUCUAAUCAUGUUGACAGAGGGUGCAACCAAUCUGCCGGCAGAGGUGCAGGAUCACACGACGCUGGAUUACAGCUUCAAAGCGGCUAUUGCCAACACCUUUCCAGAGCUACCGCGCGCUCAAUGUGGUAGCGUUGUUCGCUGGUAUAUGAUGCUCACCUGCGCCACAUCCACCGCCGAGUCCCACAAUAGCAUCUCUGAGCAGGCGAUCAGUCUGUUAAAAGGGAUUGCAGCCGAAAUCGACAAGCGUUGGGACCCCCACUGUGCUCUGUUAUGCACGCGAUUUGGGCUCUACGGGUAUCCAUUUGAGCCCGAAAUCUUUGAUUUUGACUUCCCCAACGUCAGCAGACAAGGUCCCGGUUCGUCGGUUUCCAAUGUGAUACGCAGCAGUCCAACAAUUCUGCCAGUGACUGGUCUGGACAUCAAGCGAUUAAGCUCCAUAGAUGGCGUAGACUUCCGCACAUUUCCAUAUCUGAUCCGAGGAAAGAGCAUCAGUAACCAACUGCGUGGUUUGUUAGAGGUGGUUCAGCUCCACUUUACCUGCGUUCAGACUUCUGAAGCUACUCGUAUCGACAAUAUCGAUAGUGUGGGAGGGAACUCUGGUGCCAACGUGAUAAUCGAGGAUGUUAUGAUGAUUCCAAAGCAAGUGGUUUCUCCUUUCAAGGAGAAAGGAGAGGAAAUGCUCAAUGAUUUGGUCAAUGAUGUGGAGUGUCUGGUAGAGGAAAUGAAGGAAAAGCAGGAAAAGGUCGAUUACGAUGCUUUUGGUUUGGUCAAUGGCUUCAAAGAUAAAACAUCAGGGUCUUCGUUAAACUCCGUUAAAAAGACCUUAAAGGAGGAGGUUAAAAAAGAAAAAACAGACAUAAUGGACAAAUUAGCUAUUGCAAAGUUUUUACCGAAGUUGUCGCUACUUGAGAGCUACAUGCAAAAGAAGAUAAAUGAGCACAUUUCGUUCGAUGACUUUGGCAAACUGGACAACUGGGACGGUAGCACAACGCCGCCAUUUAAUUUGGAGGUGGAAGCUCCCAUCGUAUGCUCUGAGGCUACUUCCGAAUCAAAUAUGUCACAACAGACCCCGUCAGCAGGUGGUAACAUACUUGACGAUGGCGCGGAUAGCGAAAAGAUCACUGAGAGCCUAAAUGCCAAUCCUUGCCAGCCGAUUGCCUGGCACAAAUUAAUCACGCCGCCGCCCAAGCAGAUGAUCGUCAUUGAUCGCAUGCAUUCGGGUGCAAGGCGAUUUGUGGUUUUAGACUUUGGACAGCAUAUUCUUCUAACAGAUUUGGUGAUUCCCUCCUGCGAUGAGUUGACUUCCCUUAAUAUCGACAUCUGGAGUUUUGACGAGGAGACCGAUUGCACGCGGUUGGUGCAGGUGAAUGACAUUCAAACCAAAACGCUUGUGCUCAGCGACAUUCAGCCGGCCCCAAUUUGCCGUUACCUAAAGUUGACCAUAAUUGGUCGUAUCGGCAUGUCGACCACCAAGUGCAAAAUACCAUUGGGACGUUUCUUCGGCCACCCAGUAUUGCUGGAGCACGACGGAUAUGGUGACCAGCUUAUGAAGUACAUCAAGCAUCCCACACAUAGCCUUCAAUCGCAAAUAAAGUCGCUAAAUGCACUGUACGAGGAUGUCCACUGCCGUUAUAGCUUGGCUAGCUCCAAGUUGAUGGAUCUGCUGGCUCCCAUGAGAAAUAGUGAACUGUCCAAUGUGGCUCAUCUGCAGGCCUUUAUCAACAAGCAACGUGAAGAGGAGCUAAGUGGGCUGGAAAACAACAAUAAGGUCGUUUCACUGUACGAUGAGUGCAUGCUUCUGCAAUAUCAGAUCAAUGUUAUACGUAACGUGGUGCUCCGUUUGGAACGAGCUCUUUCCCCUAAUUCUCUGACGACAACGGUUCUUCCGGGGCAAUCUAUUCCUGUAACCGAGGAUAUCCUGCGCGCUGCCUCGAGGGACAAGUUGCGUGUGCUUAGUCUGAGUCUGGUGGAGGUGCUCUUGCACUUCUCCAUCGAGUAUGGAAUCAAGAACAUCCUGCCCGUUCAUCAGAGAUUCAAUGCCGCCACGGCGAAGGCGCUUUUCAACGCACUGGUUGUGUACGGUGAUGCCCAGCUACAGUUGGCAACAUGCUCCUUGCUUGUGCGUAUGUGCUGCUUCCAACCGUGGUGGGGAGACUUUCUCGCUGACACCUUCUGCAUCCUAUUCUCUGCCCAGAACUGCAAGGCCUUCCCCCAGGACCGCAUAUUCUUUUUGCUCACCUACCUGGGACGUCGAAGCAUUGCUAUGGGCGCCUGUCGAUCCAUAGUAAUAGAUGCCGUGCUUAAGACGCUCGUCAAGCUGUUGGCCCCCAUCUCACCGCACUACAAAUUCCAGUCGGAGCAGCCCAGCACGUCGGCAAACGCUGCUGACCGCAAUGCAGCAAUGGGCACCACAUCUGAUCUGCAGCUGAUUACCUGGCUACUUCUGUUUCUCUCAGUGUGCCUGGAUGACAACGAGCGCAAGGAUAAAUCAGCAGCUCGCUGGGACUUCAUGAGUUGCGAGGGCGAUUUUACUAAGGCCAGGCCUAGUACCACUCCCAACAUCAAACAGCUACGAUGCUUUAAAAAACGCAUAAUUCAGCAAAACAAGUACUUGGCGCAGCCUUACGCUGAUUGGGGAAAGAAGAUUUAUAUGAUACAGAAUGAGCAUCCAGGCAUUUUCAUGGAGCUGUCAACGAAAUCAAAGGGCACUGGACCAACCAAGUCGACCUCAACAAGUGGCAAGAUCAAUAUGGGAUCCUCCGGCCUGUGCGUGGGUGGUCCUACAAGUUCGAGUAGCAAUACAUCAAAAAGUGCGGCUUCCUCAUCCUCCCCUAAGCAUCAGGCUGUGCCGGGUACCGAUGGCGAACGCGACAGCAACUUUGACAAGGGAUUAAAAUCACUUCGAAUGGACAACAUUAAGGUGGUUAUUCGCGGUCUCUUUGCCCUGUUACUUGAAAUGGACUUCGAUUGCAAUAUGGACCAGUUUUUGCUCACUUGCAAAGUCAUAGCCCGUUUGGUGGCUGCAUGCAGACCGUCCGUACAGCUGUGUAAGAUUGUGACCACCGCGCAGCUGGAGCAACUUGUACGUCUAUCCGUGUGGAAUGAUCAGCAGCAGCCCUGGGCUGUUCAUGCCAUUACGUGUUUACUGCAAGAUCUUUUGGAUGCGGACAAGCAGUUCCGGGACAAUGAUGUCACACCCACUAAUGACACGCCGCGUACAAUGGAAGCUGCUAUCCAGGAAACACGGGAUCUUUUCAGCGACUAUACUUCCACUGCUUCCUCGUGUACUGAGGCACUAUUUGAGACGCUGAUGCCGACAGCAAGAGAAUUUUAUCAAGAGGCCGUCAAAUAUAAUUAUCUUCCUUCAUUAAUUGAAUGCGAUGACACGGAAUUCGAUGAAAUGCUAAAUGACAUUGACAUGAUUGAAAGAACGAAGCCAGUUACCAAGAAGGAAAGUAACGCCCUGUCCAAGAACACCUUCAAUUUCUUCUGCAAGUCUAUCUCGAUUGCACUGGAUUCACGAUUGGACGUGGGUCUGGAAUUGCAUGUAGAAACGCAGCUUAGAAGGCUAACCAAUCGCACCUCCCUGGAUCUCUAUUCAUCCCUUCCUCAGGUGUUGACCAAUGAGUUUGUCUCUCCACCACCUGAGGCUGCUCCUUGGCCAGAAUAUUUGACUCAACUUUGGUCAGGCACGGAAUACAACGGUCGCAAUACUUAUGUGAUGUUUAAGAAAGUCUUUGACUCCAUCCUGGCGGACUUGCACUAUGAAGACACGUGGGUGCACUUGGAGCAGGUGCUGCAGAUGUGGCUCACGCUAAAUUGCGAGCUCUCGGACAAGCCAUACACCAGUGGCAUCACUCACUCGGAUGUCCCAAAAAUUCCAUUUGGAGCUAAUGCGGUGCAGGGAUUGCUCCUGGCUUUGGCCUGGCACAGUGAUAUAAAACUGCGGACUUGGUGUCUGGGCUUCCAGUGCCUGUUUCUCGCUUGCAACUCAUUGCCCAUCGGAGAGGAUGCGGACUGUACGCGUAUCAACGAGGCUAUCGUGAAUGAUGAAAACUUUGAGAAAGUGCUGCUGCGGUUCUUUUCCGGUUAUGGCAUGAGCUCAUCUAUCAUCACCAACCGAUGCGCUGGACCUACUAUUUGCAAGCACUUGCAUGAUUUAUUGCUCUGGCUGCACAGCAAAAGCGAGACGAGUGGCAUUCCUUGCAAACGUAGACUCAAGGAUAUUUUGUUGCAUGUUGUGCUCCAGUUGGUGCAGCCCGGUGGCUCUAUUAGCAACCAGCAGGGCCCAAUUGAUGCUCAAAACCAGCUGGUUCGUGAUCUACUUAUGAUUCCCCAUGAUAAGGGGGACCUCAACAUUGCGCUUAAAAUCACAGAAAGUGUUUCUUUCCUGGUGUACAACAACAUAUCCAAUGGCGAGAAGCUACAAUGUCAGCGUGGAAAUGAAAACAGUCCAGUUGGCAACAAUUUUAGCAAUUUGUUUGCCAACGUCCUGGGAUCAGAAAAUCCCAGCAAGCAGAAUGCCGCAAUUUGCGACAACUCACUCAUUAUAAAUCUGCUGAAACUAUCGUCACACAUGGUAUUGACGGAGAUGCCCCGGCAACCAAGUGAGGUUACCAUUCCCGAGGAGGAGGAACUUUCCAAUCAGAGUCAAACGGAUGAAACUAAAGCGGAGCAGUUAAACACGGAAGGACAUCGCAGCAAAGUGCCUUGCAUUGCAGAUUGGGUACUCCGUCAUUUCCCCACAAUGAAGCGACUUUUUGGAACGCUUUCCCAGUGCUCGACAAACACCUUCACCAUGAUGUCCUCUGGCUGUUUCUUUUCACCGAAGUCCAAUAUGAUUUUAGAUGAUCCGCAGACAAUUGCAGACGCCGUCUUUAGUUUGAUGAUUACCCUCAACGACAAGGCUUCGCAUCCCCGACUUGUUGUGGCGCCCAUUUGCCAAUACCUUGAAGAAACCACUAUUCAGAGAAAUGCAACGCUGCCGCGUCUGCCGCUGUCUGAGCCCUUCUUGUGGUACAUCUCGAAGGUAUUGGAGGUAACAGCGGCAGUGCAGACGUUCACCCAAUUGGGCGGAAUUCAGAUUAUAUGUCAUAACUUGGUGCGACUCAAUAAAACUAUCAUCAACAUGCAACCAGGAUUGAUUUCUUUGAUUAUGCAACAUUUGACGCGCAAUACGCGCUUUAAGCGUAAUAAUCAUGUGGCGGCAAGUAGUGCUUGCAAAAAGACAACGACUAGUACGGGAACAACAUGUCCCACGUCAGCACAGCCGCCGAGAAGUGCUGCUCAGUACGAUGGUCUGAUCAACUUUGCUCCCUUCUCCCAUAUUGUCUCAGAAAAUGAUGCGACACAAAGUGCAGAGGUACUAAUUUCAAAUCCAAAUAAUUCACAUCGAAGACCGCGAUCUCCAGCCUGGACCUAUAUGUUCUAUCCAAAUGAGACGCAUGUGGAUCUGACUAUAACGUUGCCCACAGCGAUUUUGUUGAAAGAGGUGCAGCUGGUGCCGCACACAACUAGUUUGGCAUCCUGUCCGUCUGCGGUGGCUCUAGAGCUGUCCAGAGAUUACGGCCUUGGAUCGAUUCCAGUGGGUGCUCCCAUGGCCACCACUGGACUGACCUGCAUUAGGCUAAAGCUGGCCAAGGCGGAGGUGGCCACCAGCAUUGUUCUGAGGCUGUACAAACCCAAGGACUGUGGAAAUGUGGGUCUCGUACAAAUCGCUGUGCUUGGUCAGACAAUCUUCGGGAAUCGCAUGCAUGGCCUUCGCUCACCGAAUCCGUUCAUUGACUCCUUAGCAACGUGCUCCUCGCCGGUGCAAACUGCAGUUUUAGCUGCAAUGGAUGCAGAUUCCAUGCUUGAAGAUGAUGCUUUUGCGAAGACUAGCAUUGGCUGGGUUCGCAUUCUGUCGCGCUGUUUCCAUGUGGCCGCUUUACAACCAGACAGUAAGCUGGCUGAUCUUAUCGCCGCCUAUCCGGCUGCAUAUCCCGGCUUUUUAGAGGCCUGCUGCUCAUUGCUGAACAUAAUGCCAAUGAUUCCAAGUCUUGCACAGCAACACUUGGAGACCAUUUUGUUAAAAUUAAGUGCUUACAACCACGAGAUCAGUUUGCAGCUUCUUAGGACGCUCCUGUGGCACACCACUCCGCAAGUUUUUAAGCUCUCCAGCGAUUCGGUGUGCGAUCUUAUUUAUGAAGUAGUUACCGGAUCGACGGAGCACCUACUGGACAAACUACGCGUGCUUAUCGACUGGGUGAUGCAACUGCACGACAAUUACAGCAAGCAGGCUCGCUGUAAUAAUCCACAAAGUGGAUUCGUUAAGGUGAUUGCUUCGAUUCUGUGGAAAGUGCAUACCCAGCAACAAUUGCCUGAGUUACCGCUUCUCAUUUCAUCUUCGCUGUUCGAGACCUGUUUUGAAUGGGUAUCAUCGCUGGAGCACGAUGAGCCACUGAAGUGCAGUUUUGACUCCUUGUUGUGUGCAUUGUGCUUCAUUAAGCCAGAACUGUUUAACCAGCUGUUGGUCAAGCUGGGAGUAAAGCUGGAACCUCCAGCUCGAGGUCAGACUGAUGACAGCAAAGUGCAAAGUGGUAGUGCUUGGUUCCGCCGUGAGGGUAGCGAAAACCUUAGUGUUUUGCUACAGCGUCCAACAUUCCUAAAGACUCUAGCCUUGGCCUGCCAGUCCCCGGCAGCAGUUUACCAGAUGCUGGACUCCGGACUGCCAAAGCUAUUGGCCCACGCCAUUAACGAGUAUUGCAUGCAUCUCAUGCCGGGAUCGGAGCCAGUAGCUUCUGCAGCUACAGUUACUGUGCCGGAAGACGAAACAUUAGCCAACAAUCAGGCAGCCGCUGCAGCAGACGACGAGGAUUCGUCUCUUACGGACUUUGACAAGGCCGAAGCAAAUGUGGCUUAUAAUACUCCAUUGCUAAGCAGCUCGAAUGUACCCAAAGUGCUAGAUUUCUUUGCCGAAUGUUGUGCCGAAGGUCCAAUGCGUGAUUGGUUGGGGACAAUGCAGGGCUCCGUAUUUUGGAAGCCUCUGCUGCAGUUGCUCUGUAACACACAUGCCGCCCAGUUUAGCAAGACGCUGCCUAAGGAACAAUCGUUCAUCCGCCUGGAGAGGGCUACAAUCAACUUCUUCACGCGAGUUAGCGCAUGCCAUCCCGGAAACCAGGAAGUUCUUACAUCGUUGCUCAUUGGAGCCAUAAUUUGCAAGCCAUUAAGAUUUUCGCAUGGAGUUCGGCCAACUAUAUCUGGAUUUACCAGACAGAUGGUGCUGCAGCUCCUCCUCGAGAAUGAACACAUCACAGUCUCUGUGAGAAGUCAGCAGCCCUUGCAAAGGAGGGAUACCCUCUCCGCCAUCCUAGGCGGGAUUUCGAGUGGUGCAAGUACUAGCUUACCCGUAGCAGCCGUCAACAAUCAUCCGGCCAGGAGGAGCAGCGCCCACCACAUGCUAUUCACGGUGACCACUAGCACCACGUGUCAAGAGGUUAUGCAGAAUUGCGUUAAUGUGUUUAGUAAUCUAGUUUAUCAACAACCAACAGAUCAGCGAGCUGGUGAGGCCUCUGCCUCGAGCAGUGGCGUAUCGAGUGCAACUGCCAAAUCAAGUGAGAGCAAAAUGGAAAAGAGCAGCUUCCUUAACUUUAACAACGUAGAAGCGGGUAGCAUGGAGUUCCUUACCGUUGGUGCAGCUGUGGCAGCCAAGGACAAGCGCAUUAAAGAUGCUAAGAACCAAGCAGCCAUGAACAAGGACAAGGAGACUCAGACCAGCUCAACGAACUUGGCUUCUAAUAUAUUCAACGUGGAGGAGUUCUUGUUGCAAACGGCAAAUGCCGCUAGUGGAAACCGAUUGGUAAUACCAGAGUAUUCUGAUAUUGUUCUAGCUGGAGAUGCCACCAUCUCGCAGGUUUUGGCCUCGCUUCAGAAUGCGGGACAUUCUCUUUCGACGCCCUGCAUAUCGUUUGAUCUGGUACUUCAGCAGCGUUCUGAUGACACAAGCGAGGCAAAGAAAACAAAAGCUGCCUGCACGGAGCCGUUGCCAUCACCACUGCAACGAUUUUCCACCAGUGGUGGUCUAUCUUUACUCGCUCACUACCUGCCCACCGUAUAUCCGGAACACUCAGGUCGCAAGACCACCUUGGUGUACAGCGAAAAGGAGAAAAGUCCUCCGCUCUCUGACUGGGUAAAGUUGGAACCGAACGACGAGAUCUAUGAGGAUUUGGAGGACACUCUCUGUGAGCCAGCAGCUAAGCUGGCAACGGUCAGUUCGGUGCCGCAGCACUCGCUGGCCGCAUUUGGAUUAUUCCUGCGCCUGCCCGCCUACUCUGAUGUCUUGCUGCGAGACAAGAUGAGGGCGCAGUGUCUUCUCCGCUUAGUGCUCGGAGUCACGGGAGAUGGGGAUGGCAAUGAUAUAUACAGUCUGUCGCUGGCACCCUCCUUGCCUACAUUACCCUUCGAGGUCUUCCGUCAGCUUCUUGAUAGUGUGCCGUUGUCCACCGACGACGGUGUUUUGCUACGUCGCGUGGUAAUCGAAGUGGGGGCCAUGCACCUAGUGCUUAACUGCCUCGGCAUUUUCUCGCAUCAGUCGCACAACAACAGGAUUGGAGCACCGAUUAGCGAUCCAUCGCCAAGUGGAACAAGUAGUGGUAGCGGUACCAUUGGCAAUGGAAGUGGAAACGGAAGUGUAAGCGGUACCAAAGCUAAUGCACCAGAAGAGGCCACACCUAGUGCCACGUCGGACGACAAAAGCCACAUGUACUGGGCCAAGGGCACUGGUUUCGGUACCGGUUCUACCACUCAGUCGUGGAAUGUGGAACAGGCGCUACUUCGGCAAAAGAGCGAGGAGGAGCAUGUCACAGUGUUGCUGCUUGUUCUGGCAAGUUACAUAAAUCCUGGUGACUGCAUCCCGAGUGAAAUGUGCGGAGAGGACAUCCUAGCAUAUCAUGAUGUCAGAGAUGUUACCGGCGAGUUGCCGCCCAUCUUCCAAACCCUACUGCAGCAGUCUUGCUUAAUUCCCGCCCUUAGCUCCUAUCUGCGCAACGAUUCAGUGCUUGAUAUCACGCGCCACAUUCCGCUAUACCGUGCCAUACUCAAACUUCUGCGUGCCCUAUCGCUGUCUAAGACGCUUGUCUCGUUGCUCCAACCAUCUGCCAGUGGCAGUGGGGACAGCACGCCACCCAUAGUGGAGUUGCUCACAAGCAUGAAGACCUGUGUGGAUACCUACGCUAAACGGUUAAAAGUUAACAAGAAGUCAAACAUAAAGGGACAGACACAUCAGUUGACCUUUAACAUCGAUGAUGGCGACGAUGAAGGAUUAGCUUUGCUUAUUCCGGAUAUCCAUGAAACCAGUGUACUGGUGCAAAAAACCACAGAUGCAGAUGCGCUAAUCAACAUGUUGCAUACCAACGAAGACGGCAGCGCACAGAUAGAGCCCGUGAGCAAAUCAAUUGAACAGCGCUACUUGGAGCUAAUGAAGAAGCGCCAGUUCGAUACGUUUGACAUGAUUGUUGAGUCGGACAACAACAGUUUCCGCUUUGUGGUCUCGCAUCACUUCGAAAAAAUGGUUCGGCUCGCCGGCGAUCGUUACCAUCCGUCACGGGUCAAGCGACUCGCCCAGGAGGCAGUUACACUGUCUACCAGCCUACCCCUCAGCUUUAGUAGUUCUGUAUUUGUACGCUGUGAUACUGAUAGAUUAGACGUAAUGAAGGUACUCAUAACUGGUCCGGCGGACACGCCUUACGCCAACGGGUGCUUUGAGUUUGAUGUCUUCUUUCCACCGGACUACCCUAACCAGCCCAUGCUCAUCAAUCUGGAGACGACGGGUCGCCAUUCGGUGCGCUUUAACCCAAACCUCUAUAAUGACGGCAAAGUUUGCCUGUCAGUUCUCAACACCUGGCAUGGUCGGCCUGAGGAGAAAUGGAAUGCACAGACAUCCAGCUUCCUGCAGGUACUCGUUUCCAUCCAGUCCCUGAUCCUCGUUCCCGAGCCCUAUUUCAAUGAACCGGGCUUUGAAAGAAGUCGUGGCAGUCCAAGUGGUACCAAUUCGUCACGAGAAUAUAAUAGCAAUAUAUAUCAGGCCUGUGUGCGGUGGGCUAUGUUGGAGCAGAUACGUAGUCCAAGUCAGUGCUUUAAAGAUGUCAUACACAAGCACUUCUGGUUGAAGCGAGAGGAGAUUUGCGCCCAGAUAGAGGGCUGGAUCGAGGAACUGGGUAAGCCGCAGUACACCGAGAGGGCCAGUCGCACUAUAUCGUUCAACUCAAUGGUCCUGCGUCGUCACUAUCGCCACCUGCGUGAGGAGUUGUCGAAACUGAAGCCGCCACGUGGCCUAGAGGACUUGGAUGCGCCCUUCAAUCCCGUGGCCACGCUACCGCCGAUGGAUGUGUCCGCCGUGGCUCCUUCACUAGCAGCCAAGAAUACCGUCCAAGCGGAACCAGAUGAUGCCAUAGUGACCGAUAUUACCCAGCUCAGCGAGAAUGCGGAUGAAUGCGAAGCUGAUGGUGAUGCCGAAGGCGAUGGAGAUGUGGACGAUGGCUUUAAGGGUUUCCCACAAGAAGAGGGUUUGCUGACGGGCGAGGAAGAGGUCGUGGAAAUUUUAAGUGAUACGGAGAACGAGAGCAGUGUGUGGCAAUAGAUAGAGAUGGAAGAGCUGUGAGUCUCUGGUUGCCCGAGGAUGCUGGAGAUGGAUGUGAAAUGAUGCCCAGAUGCUGCUUGCCUACCACAUCUGCUCUGCCCUAGACAUUUUUAUUUAUAUGCUAUGAGUUUUGUUUUACGGCUUUACUUGAUUUAAUUUUUGUAAGAGAGACUGCAACAGAACUUGGUGUGCUUUACUUAAUGGAACCGUAAUGAUUAAUGUUAAACAAACUACGCUAAGGAAUUUCGCGCAGAAGAAGGCGUGCACACAUACAAAAUGCAUACACUCCCCUCAAAAAGCAUUGUCAGAAACUUUCCAUCAAACAAACUGAAUAUCCCACUUCAUACAAGUAUGUAUGAGAUUAUUGUAUCAAACUUUUUAUAAAUGCUUAUAUGAAAGGAUCUAUCAAUUUCUACAAGAAUAACCCGUGUGUGUAUAGAAUAGAACGAUCAUGCAGGUCAAUGAAAAUAUCACCAUUAUAAAACAGUUACAACAACAAAAACCACCAAAACUAAAUUAAUGUGUAUUAAACUAUGUAUGAACGUAGUGAUUUAGUUAAAUAUUUACACAAGAAUAUGAGCAGUUAAUUUUCCAAUUGAAAUAAAAUCCGAGGUAUAUUUUGUUUCCCCCAAAAGUA